CCCACCUCUCCGGAAGCUUUCAUUCGCGAAGCCGCACAACACAACGCAACGCCGCGCUUCCGCCUCUCCACCCGCCGCCGCCUCCCUCGCCGGCUUGCCGCCGCCGCCGCGGUCGCGAGGCGGAGACCUUGCGGGACGAUCGGAGCGACGUCCCUCUACACCCCUCCCCCUCCGCAGCGGCGAGAAGAACAAGGGGGCCGCCCGCCAUGCUGCGCCGGUGCGUGCGGGAUCUGUACCCGCUGCGGCCUCUUAGGAGGAUCCCUAGGCCGAUCUCCAGCGAGGUCCCAAGUCCAGCAUUUCUUCGACCCAGAAGCAAGUCGACAAAAGCUUCCCAACAGAGUUCAACACAGAAUACUGUCCCUGGCCCUCAAGGAGAACCUUCUCAGUCAGGAAGCAAUGUUCCGAAAGUUCUGCUUGGAACUCUGAUGGUCGGCGCUGCUGCUAUGGCUGCUUAUCAAGCUGGCUACAUAGACGAUCAAUUUAAGGAUAUAAUAUUUCCCUCUACAAUGAAGGAAAAAAAUAUCAGAAAGAUAUACGAUGAUCUGAAGGCUCCUUCUGAACAAAAAGUUGAUGAGAAGCAAGUAGUAUCAGAUCCAAAUGUUGACAUUGUUCAGAACAGUAACAACGAGGCUCAUCCUCAAAAGGACCUUCCAACUGAAGGGAUGGGUCCACCAGAAAUUCCAACCACUGAUGAGCAGACUGUUUCCUCUGAAGAAAAGGAAAAAGAAACCCUUGCCCAGGGGACACCGCAAAUUCCAGAUGAACAUGGAGCUGCUGCUAAACCACUGUCCCAAGAUAUUCCUGUUAUUGACAUAAAUCCAAGUGUUGAUGAUAAGGCAACAGGAGAAGUUCUUCCUGAACAAACUGACAAGACAACCACUUCAGUUUCUCCGGUACAAUCGAGCCUAGCAACAGCAGGUCCUUCCCAUCAUGUACACACAGAUACAGAUGGACCAAAGGAUCCAUCAAGCGCUGGUGCAGUUGAACAUAAAUCUCUGGCUGAGACAUAUUUACUACAAGAACCUGAUAAUUCUAAAGACAUGGGUGCUAAGGAAAGUAAACACGAUGGUGUUAUUAGUACGGGAACUUCUGAUGAUGGGAAAAUUGUACUUGAUAUCAUAGAGGCUAUUCAUGCUGCUGAAAGAAAGCAGGCAGAUGCAGAUGCUUACAUGUAUUCAGAAGAGAAAAGGAAGUUGAAGGAGAAAUAUGAAAAGGAGCUGAAGGACACCAGGGCUCGGGAGCUCAUGUAUGCUGAAAAGCAGCAAUUCUGGCAAGAUCGUGAGCUGAAGAAAGAGAAAUUGAAGUCAGCUGCUGUGAUUAAGGAACUGCAAGAAAAUGCUGAACAAAAGCUAAGGGAUGAGCUGCAGCAGAAGGAUGAGGAAACAAGUCAACAAGUUGAGAAGGUUCGCGAGUUAGCAAAGGCUGAGCUUGCUGCAGCUCUUGCAAAAGAGAGAGCAUCCCAGAUCGAACAGAUUGCUGAAGCAAAUCUCAAUAUAGAUGCUUUGUGCAUGGCGUUUUAUGCACGAUCUGAAGAAACUCGGCAGAGUCAUUCGGUUCAUAAGCUUGCUCUGGGUACUCUUGCUUUGGAAGAUGCUCUAUCCACUGGAUCACCAAUCCGGACAGAGGUGGAUCAAUUGCGCAAAUCUCUUGAAGGUAUUGAUAAGGACUCACUGUUAGAAUUGGCUCUUUCAUCAAUUCCAGAAGAUGUUCUCGAGUACGGAUCAGAUACCCCUAUGGAUUUGAAACAAAAGUUUAAUUCCUUGAAGGAAACAGUCAGGCAUUUCAGCCUUAUACCAGCGGGUGGUGGUGGUAUGCUGACUCAUGCUGUUGCUCAUGUGGCUUCAUCCAUUAAGAUCAAAGAGGACCAAUCUGGAGACGGAAUUGAGUCUCUUCUAAACAGAGUGGAGAACUUGAUUAUACAUGGAGACUUGAGUGCAGCAGCGGAGGCCUUGGAAAGAGGGUUACAAGGGAGUGAAGCAGCAGAAAUAGCUAGCGAGUGGGUGAAGCAGGCAAGGAAACGUGCAAUAGCAGAGCAGACGCUUACUCUCCUCCAUUCUUAUGCUUCUUCCAUCACAUUCUCGUGAUUUUGUUCAUCAAUGUAGUAUUCAACAAGAUCUGCGAGUUACAGACUUACGUUACUCAGUCCAAUCACAAAUAUCUUAAGACCAUAUUGCAAAUACCUGAAUAUAUAGGAGCCAGAGCCAUUCCUGUCAGGCGGCUGCUGAACUUUCCUCCUUUUAACAGAGCUAAUAAUUUUUGGCAUGUAGCUACAAGCUACUUGGCAUUCUUGAUGUUUUAGUCGCCAGUUGAGGCACAAUUUGGAUAGAAUUGCCGAUUUUGCUGCGGAUGUAAAUUUUCUUCUGUACAAUGAUGAUGAUUUUCGGGGGUCGAGUUUAUGAAAUCAGAAAUCCUGAUGCUGGCUAGUA
Messenger RNA from Oryza sativa Japonica Group (Japanese rice), 2426 nucleotides. Lineage: Eukaryota; Viridiplantae; Streptophyta; Magnoliopsida; Poales; Poaceae. The record is from RefSeq and is a predicted model, not a curated record.